Chenopodium quinoa (quinoa) is the source of this 1671-nucleotide messenger RNA. RefSeq names its product probable 3-hydroxyisobutyrate dehydrogenase-like 2, mitochondrial. The transcript has 2 exons. Gene Ontology annotation, molecular function: oxidoreductase activity; NADP binding; NAD binding. The record is from RefSeq and is a predicted model, not a curated record. Bases 163 to 1098 code for a protein of 311 amino acids. Lineage: Eukaryota; Viridiplantae; Streptophyta; Magnoliopsida; Caryophyllales; Amaranthaceae.
GAUCUAGCUGGAAAUUGGGAAUACAGAGGAAGAGUCAAAAUUAGCUCAUACUACGUAUUUGGCUACUUGUUGAGUUGAGUCCCUAUCAUCAUCAACCAAAUUCAAGAGCAUCAAUGACCAAAUCUUGGCACUGAACUAGCAAACAAACAAACCACCUUAAAAAUGGCUGCUCUCAAUCUCUCUCCAAUCACACCAUCCACCACCAAAAUCGGCUGGAUUGGUAUCGGCAUUAUGGGUUCUGCCAUGGCAUCUCGCCUACUCUCAGCUGGCUAUUCUCUAACCAUCUACGCUCGCACCCCAUCUAAAGCCGACCCACUUCUCGCUCUUGGUGCGCACCUUGCCGCUUCUCCGGCCGAUGUUGCCAAAUCUUCGGAUGUUGUCUUUACUAUGUUGGGACACCCACAAGAUGUUCGACAAAUUGUCUUAACCAAAAAAACCGGGGUUUUAUCAGGUUUGAGCUCUAAUGGUGUUGUCAUUGAUCAUACCAGUAGUCAUCCCGAGUUAGCUAAGGAGAUAUUUGCUGCUGCUCGUGAGAAAGAUUGUUGGGCAAUUGAUGCUCCUGUUUCUGGGGGUGAUGUUGGUGCUAGAAAUGGUAAUUUGGUUAUUUUUGCUGGAGGAGAGAGAAGUGUUGUUAAUUGGUUGCUGCCAUUGUUGGAGAUUAUGGGUAGUAAAGUGAGUUUUAUGGGUGGUCCUGGAAGUGGGCUGAGUUGUAAGAUAGCUAAUCAGAUAAUGGUUGGUGCAAAUUUGGUUGGGUUAAGUGAAGGGUUAGUUUUUGCUGGGAAAGCAGGGUUGGAUAGGAGGGGUUGGAUGGAAGCGGUUCGAGGCGGGGCUGCUGGUUCUAUGGUGAUGGAGCUAUUUGGACAAAAGAUGAUUGAUAGGGAUUAUGAUCCUGGUGGGAUUACUGAGUACAUUGUGAAGGAUAUUGGUAUGGGACUUGAUUUCGCCGAGGGGCGGAAGGGUGGUGAUGAAGAUGAGGUGGUUGUAAUCCCAGGUGCAUCAUUGAGUAAGCAACUCUUUGUUGGGAUAGUUGCUAAUGGUGAUGGAAAGGUUGGCAUUCAAGGUCUUAUUAGUGUUAUAGAGAGGAUCAAUGGCAUUUGAGGCUUUUUCUUACCAAAAAGCUGCCUAGUGAACCUAUCAUAGCUGUCAACUACAAAAACAUUACCCCUAUAUCAACAAUAACUUCUCAGUUGGACAAACGCACAGGUGACAUUUCGUGUAAGAGAGCUUUGUUUGCUUGGGAAAAUUGUGUAUACCAAGAGCGGCUGAGGCUGGAACAUCAAUGAUGUGGUGCUUUGAAAUAAGGUAGCUAUUACUAAGCUCCUUUGGGCAUUAGGAGAUAACUUAAAAUGUCCCAUUACAUUACAAGUACUAUUCCUUGGAAGGUGAGGAAGCUAUUUGGGAUGCAGUGAUUUAGUAAUUCAGCCUGGUGGGUGGGGUUCUGUUGAAAAUCAAGGUUAUUGCUCAAAUAAGAUAUAUACAAGUUUCUGUGUGGUAGCUUAAGGAUUUUAUUUUUUUUGGCUAUGUUGAGCAAACUUCCAUAUAUUGAUAGACUUUUAUAUGGAGUAUGACACUAUAAUCUGUUUUAUUCUAUGUGCUGCCUUUGUAAGGAAGAAUAAGAUAGUUCGGCACCUAUUUUGCCACUACAAUUCUCAAAGCAGGUUUCACAGUUGA